AUGUACCAAGUAAAACAUGAACGUAGUUUGAUUCCAGCAUAUGCCAUUGAUCGACUGCUGACAAGCCUCAUAUCCACGACAGCGAUUAGAUGGUUGAACAGACGACUUAACAAAGGACUAGUUCUACUCAUUGUGGUGGUUCUUGUUUGUUGUUUACACACCUACAGGAUCGCUAAUCAUGACGAGUUUUUCAUCUACACCUCAAGAAAAUGCAUGUUUCUCAAAUCGAAAUGGCUAGAUGGAUUAGACAAUGAGAGGUUUUUCUACAGGAUGUGGGAGGCGAUUCCAAACAUAGUGAAUAUUUGCUCAUAUGGGAAAUUAUCGCAGAGAAUAGACACAUACUAUGGCAAGGAUGGACAUGAAGUAAAAUUUUUAAGCAACAAUAUAAAUGAUCCUGAACAUCACUGUGACAUUAUUUUUGUGACAGAUGACGGUGACUUGACCAUUCCAGUCGAAAUGAAACUUAACAUUGUUUAUUGGAAACCAAAAACGUAUCAGGAAAUGGUGCAGUUUCGGAACACAUGGCUAAGAAUACUAAAUGACAGAUACUACUGGCUGAGGCAGGUGUCUCGCACCAAAGACACGCUCAACAUGUUUCUGCUGAGCAUUAGCGACGGCUACUGUUGGCAGAAAUAUCUGACAUGGACCAUGCCUAAUCUCAAGCGGGCGGCGUUACGCAGCAAUUACCUAAUUCUUGAUUUCUUACUUGGCUGCCAUCGUCAAUCAGUGCUCGUAGAAAGUUGUACCUGUAUGAUUUCUAAUCGAACACUGGUCCUGUAA
This is a messenger RNA of Necator americanus (New World hookworm), 780 nucleotides long. RefSeq lists its product as uncharacterized. NCBI's taxonomy places the organism in Eukaryota, Metazoa, Nematoda, Chromadorea, Rhabditida, Ancylostomatidae. The coding region runs from base 1 to 780 and encodes 259 amino acids. The record is from RefSeq and is a predicted model, not a curated record. The transcript has 8 exons.